This is a messenger RNA of Tripterygium wilfordii, 3851 nucleotides long. Its product is annotated as receptor kinase-like protein Xa21. Lineage: Eukaryota; Viridiplantae; Streptophyta; Magnoliopsida; Celastrales; Celastraceae. The coding region runs from base 144 to 3662 and encodes 1172 amino acids. Gene Ontology annotation, biological process: protein phosphorylation. Gene Ontology annotation, molecular function: protein kinase activity; ATP binding; protein binding. The transcript has 4 exons. The record is from RefSeq and is a predicted model, not a curated record.
GACUCUUCAAUUAAUUGGGUACACCUUGACACUAAACUUGAAUCCGUCAAACCUCACAACUAGCCAAACUCCACUAGAAUUUCUCCUUAUAUACUGCAGUUGCCAACUUUUAUCUUUUCAAAUCACUAGUAUUAACUGCAACUAUGGAUAGUGGUUGUUUCAUUCUCUCUUUCACAGUUGCAACGUUGUUUUAUGUCUUGGCUGGAUCAGUUAUUGAAGUUAAAAACAUCACCACAGAUCAAUCUGCCCUUCUGGCCUUGAAAGCUCAUAUCACUGUCGACGCUCAAAACCUCUUGUCAACAAACUGGUCUACUGCUACCUCUGUUUGCAACUGGAUAGGCGUCACUUGCGGAGCUCGCCACCAUAGAGUCACUGCCUUGAAUCUCUCUAACAUGGGUCUUACAGGAACUAUCCCCCCUCAUAUGGGUAACUUAUCUUUCCUUUCUAGACUCUCCUUUAAAAAUAACAAUUUUCACGAUUCUUUGCCAACAGAGUUAGCCAGAUUGCGUCGGAUUCGAUACAUUAGCUUGUCAUACAACAGCUUUAGUGGUGAAAUACCAUCGUGGCUUGGAGAUCUUUCCCAGCUUCAAAACUUGAGAUUGUACGGAAACAAUUUCAUUGGCGGCAUCCCAACUUCUCUAUGCAACUUGUCAAGGCUAGAGAUUUUCAACUUAGGCAACAAUAGUCUGCGAGGAUCCAUACCUGAAUCCAUUAGUAAUCUCCACAACUUGAAGGAGCUAUAUUUGCAGUAUAAUGAGCUAUCGGGCUCUAUUCCCUCCACCAUCUUCAACAUGUCUUCCUUGCAACUUAUGUCUAUCUUCAACAAUUGGCUUUCGGGGUCAAUGCCUCCCAUUAUCAAUAUCAACACUUCUUCUUCAUUGCAACAUCUUGAUGUCAAUACUAAUAAUAUGUCUGGUCAUCUUCCCUUGGAUAUGUUCUACAAUCUACCACAAUUAGAAGUGCUCUUCUUGUAUGAGAACAUGUUCUCUGGAAGGAUUCCACCAAGUUUAUUUCAGUGCAAACAACUUGUAUAUCUAGCAUUGGACGAUAACAAUUUCCAAGGAAGCAUCCCUGAAGAAAUCAGGAAUUUGACGAGACUUCAAGGGUUGUAUCUUGGCCAUAACAACUUCGAUGACAAAAUUCCAGAACGAAUAGGUGACUUGAAGAGUUUGAAGUAUUUAAGCAUACGAGAAUGCCACCUAACAGGGUUUAUUCCUCUGGUAAUUACAAAUUUGACCCUAUUGGAGGGAAUUGAAUUUAAUGACAACAAUUUGUCAGGCACCAUACCAGCUGAGAUUGAUAACCUCAAUAGGUUACAAUUUUUACAUUUUGGAGGUAACAGAAUCAGUGGCUUCAUUCCAUCAUCAAUUUUUAAUAUCUCAACCAUACAAAUAAUGUAUCUAAAUUUUAAUGACCUCUCUGGGGGGCUUCCAACAAGCACAGGCUUCUGGCUCCCAAGUCUCGAAAAACUUGUGCUCGGAAUGAACAAACUCACUGGACCAAUCCCCAAUUCUAUCUCCAACGCUUCUCAACUAACUGUGUUGGAAUUGAAAGGCAAUGCCUUCUCUGAUUUUAUUCCCGAUUCACUUGGUAAUUUAGGAAAUUUGAAGCGGCUCGAUUUGGGAGACAAUCUUUUAACAACUGAGUCUUCAUCAGCUGCAGGAAUGAGCUUCCUAUCAUCUUUGACAAACUGCAAACAUCUGACCCACUUGACAGUCGAGUAUAAUUCACUGGAUGGAACUCUUCCAAUAUCUAUAGGAAAUCUAUCUGCUUUGCUGCAAUCAUUCGAUGCAAGUGCAUGCAACAUUAAGGGUAGCAUUCCUAGAGAAAUCGGCAACUUAACCAACUUGAUAUGGUUGGAUCUUGCAUCCAAUAAUUUGACAGGAACUAUUCCAACCUCGAUUAGAACAUUAGUGGAGAUCCAGCGUUUGUUUCUUGGAAAUAAUAAACUACGAGGAGCCAUCCCUACAGAGUUAUGUGGUUUGGAGAAAGUCUCUGAAAUAUAUUUGGGGUUAAAUCAGCUCUCUGAACUAAUCCCCCAAUGCUUAGGUAAUCUUAAAUUUCUAAACAAACUUAGCCUAAGUUUCAAUAGUUUAACAGGGACGAUACCCUCAACCCUUUGGAGGUUACAAGAUAUCUUGGAACUAGACUUGUCUUGGAAUUCUCUCAGUGGCUCACUAUCACCAGAUAUUCAAAACUUGAAGGUUAUGAUCCAACUAGAUUUAUCCAACAACUACUUGUCUGGAGAUGUGCCAAACAGUUUUGCUCCUCUCACUGCUUUACAAAAUCUUUAUUUAUCAAAUAAUAGAUUGCAGGGUUAUAUUCCCCAAUCAUUUGGUAACUUGAUUAGCUUAGAACUCUUGGAUCUAUCCAAUAACAGUCUCUCUGGAGAAAUUCCCAAGUCCCUGGAGAAACUCUUCUAUCUCAAGUAUUUGAACGUGUCUUUCAAUAGACUCGAGGGAGCAAUUCCUAAUGGAGGGCCAUUUCCUAACCUUUUGAUUCAGUCAUUUGUUGGGAACAAAGCAUUAUGUGGUGCGCCAUGGCUGCAACUCCCAUCGUGCAAACCUAGUUCCACUAAAAGAUCAAGGAAAGUUGUUUUAGUAUAUAUCCUGACAAUUACCGCAUCGACCCUCCUCGUUCUAGUCAUCCUACUUUUGUUCUUUAGAUAUCGAAGGAGCAAAAGGACAGUGCCAGCAGCUGAUGAAGGUGCAUCACCUCUAACAACAUGGAGAAGAACUUCCUAUCAGGAACUUGUGCGGGCAACAGAUGGCUUCGGUGAAAGGAAUCUAAUAGGCAGAGGAAGUUAUGGUUUAGUUUACAAGGGAGUAGUAGCAAAUGGGAUCAAUGUAGCGGUAAAGGUCUUCAACUUACAACUUGAAGGAGCAUAUCGAAGUUUUGAAUCUGAAUGCGAGGUAAUCAGCAAUAUACGCCAUCGAAACCUUGUGAAAGUCAUUAGCUGCUGUUCAAAUCCUCUUCAUGAUUUCAAGGCCAUCUUACUAGACUACAUGCCCAAUGGAAGCUUGGAGAAAUGGCUGCAUUCUGACACUCAUCAUUUGGACAUUUUGAAGAUAUUGGAAAUUGUGAUAAAUGUUGCUUCAGCACUGGAGUAUCUUCAUUAUGGUUAUUCAACCACAAUUGUGCACUGUGAUAUAAAACCAAGCAAUGUGCUGUUGGACGAAAAUAUGGUUGGGCAUUUGAGUGAUUUUGGCAUUGCCAAGCUCUUAGGGGAAGGACAAUCUAUGACGUUGACCCAAACCCUCGCGACAAUUGGGUAUAUGGCACCAGAGUAUGGGAGUGGAGGACAUAUAUCCAAAAAAGGUGAUGUUUACAGCUACGGAAUCCUGCUGAUGGAAACAAUUACAAGCAAGAAGCCAACAGAUGAAAUGUUUUCAGGGGACAUGAGCUUGAAGCAAUUAGUUGGUGAUUCACUAUUAAAUGGCUCAGUCAUUGAAAUUGUGGAUUCCGAUUUACUGCAUCAAAACGAUCUGCAUUUUGCGGCAAAGGAGCAAUGUGCGGCAUCAAUCCUGAGUUUGGCAAUUAAUUGCACCACUGAUUCACCUAAUGAGAGGAUCAGUAUGGAAGAGGUAGGAAGCAGACUUGAGAAAAUAAAAUCUGAGCUUCUUGCAAGUAUUGCAAGACGAUCAAGGUAUCUACCAGGGUAGGAGUCAUUCAAGUUCCUGCGAUGAAAGCAUUAGUAGAAUAACCUUCUAUGCACAAGUUUGUGAAAUUUUCCUCCAACGUUUUCUGUUACACAAAAUGGAAAAAAGCAAAGCUCUCUUUUGCUAUGCUAUGGUUGUUAAUAUUUAUGCAAGAAUGUAUCCAUGAAUUUGCAAGAAUAAAAUUAUAUUCGA